AUGAGUUCUUUCGUCGACUCGGCCCGGAAGGAUGCAGAGAUCGGGUUGAAAAGGGACAAGCCUUCGUUAAUGAUUUUGGAACUCAUGCUGCCAGAAGCCCUGCUGGAACAGGCCACGAAAACAUUCAGCAGAGAGGACAUGGACAAUAUUCGAAAAAUCGGGCGUCUGAUGGAGCGAGUUGAGGUGUUGGAGGCCGAGAAUCGGGCUCUGAAGAAAAAGAACACCGAGUUCAAAGACAAGCAAGCAAAGAUGGUGAAGCUGCUUACGGAUGAAUGA
Messenger RNA from Fusarium musae, 276 nucleotides. RefSeq lists its product as uncharacterized. Lineage: Eukaryota; Fungi; Ascomycota; Sordariomycetes; Hypocreales; Nectriaceae. The transcript is spliced from 2 exons. Bases 1 to 276 code for a protein of 91 amino acids. The record is from RefSeq and is a predicted model, not a curated record.